This is a messenger RNA of Aspergillus saccharolyticus JOP 1030-1, 613 nucleotides long. RefSeq lists its product as uncharacterized. NCBI's taxonomy places the organism in Eukaryota, Fungi, Ascomycota, Eurotiomycetes, Eurotiales, Aspergillaceae. Bases 112 to 447 code for a protein of 111 amino acids. The transcript is spliced from 3 exons. The record is from RefSeq and is a predicted model, not a curated record.
CCCGGACUCUCGUUCCCCAGCAGCAUCAGUCCCUUGACAAGCCAUCACAAUCAUCAUCACGAUCAUCAUUUGAGAUCAAUAAAAAAGCAGAAAAUUACCAAAGCAGGCGCCAUGAGCUCAGUUCUGAAACCUACCCGCUCUUCCACUCUCUUGCUUCGUCCUCUGCUCCUCCGACCGUCUCAUACCCGCCUAUACCAGAAAGAGGUCCACAGCAACAAGGGCGAAGAAAUGUUCAUUCCUCCUUCGUAUCCGGAUGACCUCGAACCUCCAAAGCUGAUCUACAAAAAGGAGACCAAGGAAAGUAUUUGGGACGAGUUGCAGGCUACAAUGAGUGAGACUUCGGUCAAAGCCGACCGCGGGGACAUCCAGUUCGCGCCCAAGAAACCCGCGGUGAAGACAGACGGGGCUUUUGCCGAGAGGGAAGAGCCAAGAAUUGACGAAAUGUGAUUCUUAGCUGUAGCUCUAGGGGUGGGAUCUGUGAUUUCAUUUCGCGACUUGACAUAUUUGCGAUGCAGAUCAGAUUGUUUAACAUGAACCCGUGGUUGACUCAACGGAAAUUGUCAAUGUAUGCUCUAGCUCUAAGCCUGGCCUUUUAAUAAAUCUACAUUGUUCG